Molecule: messenger RNA, 1308 nt
Organism: Rotaria sp. Silwood2
Lineage: Eukaryota; Metazoa; Rotifera; Eurotatoria; Philodinida; Philodinidae
Source: the annotation of a GenBank genome assembly
AUGAUGAAAAGUUCAAUUGUUUCUAGUUCACAACCACGAUCAAUUGCUGUUGGUGAUUUUAAUCAUGAUCAUCAAAUGGAUUUUGUUGUAGCAAAUUCUGGUACAAAUAGUAUUGGAAUAUUUCUUGCACAAGACAAUGAAACAUUUACAAAUCAACAAAUAUAUCCAACUGGAUUCGACUCUCGUCCUUAUUCGUUGGUUGUUAAUGAUUUUAAUAAUGAUAAUUAUUUAGAUAUUGCUGUUGCUAAUUAUGGUACCAAUAAUAUUGGAGUAUUUUUAGGAAAUAAAAAUGGAAAAUUUGCUAAUCAAAGUGUAUUUUCACUUAAUUCUUCUCGUCCAUUUUUCAUUACUGUUGGUGAUUUCAAUAAUGAUAAUCAAACGGAUAUUGUUGUAGCUAACCCUGAUUCUGAUACUGUUAGUAUCCUUCUUGGAAAUGGUGAUGGAUCAUUUCAAGAUCAAAUAACUUAUUCUACUGGUUAUGAUUCUUUUCCAUAUGCAUUAGUGGUUAGUGAUUUCAACAAAGAUAAUCAAUUAGAUAUUGCUGUGGCUAAUUAUGGUACUGACAAUAUUGGUAUUUUUCUUGGAUAUGGUAAUGGGACAUUUGCAAGUCAAAAAACUUAUACAACUACUCUUAAUUCGAAACCAUCUUCGAUCACUGUUGGAGAUAUAAAUAAUGAUAAUAAUCUCGAUAUUAUAGUCACACAUUAUGGUACUGGCAAGAUUGGUAUAUUUUUUGGUUAUGAUGAUGGUACAUUUGCAAAACAAACUACGUUCUUAAUAAGUUCCAAAUCUCAUCCAUAUUAUAUUACUCUUGGUUAUUUUGAUAAGGACAAUCAACUAGAUAUUGUUGUUGUUGAUUCAGAAAACGAUCAAGUACAUAUUCUUCUGCAAUAUGAUAAUAGAACAUUUGUUACAACAACGUAUGAUGGAAUAAAUGAAUCUCGUCCAGUCUUUGUUGCUGUAGCAGAUUUUAAUAAAGACAAUCAAUCAGAUAUUGUUAUAGCCACCUAUGGUACUAAUAAUGUACUUAUACUUAGUCAAUAUUUUAUAAAACCAUCAGUAAGACAAAUGAAUUAUCUUGUUGAAAAAGAUUCCCGUUCAUCUUCGAUUGUUAUUUAUGAUUUUAACAAUGAUGAUCGAUUAGAUUUAUUAGUUAAUGAUUUUAAUGAUAAUAGUUUACUUUUACUAACUGGUAAUGAUGAUGGAACUUUUAAGCGAACAACAACGUAUUCGANCGAUAGAGAAAACUUUUCUCUAUCUAACUGUGCUUUUAGUUUUUUCCAAAAAAGUGUUUCUACCGAGAAAUAA